Molecule: messenger RNA, 4605 nt
Organism: Plasmodium gonderi
Lineage: Eukaryota; Apicomplexa; Aconoidasida; Haemosporida; Plasmodiidae
Exons: 2
Coding region: 1-4605 (1534 amino acids)
Biological process (GO): transcription by RNA polymerase II
Cellular component (GO): nucleus
Source: RefSeq, a predicted model, not a curated record
AUGGAGACUUCAUCACAUGAAAGUCUUCAAGACAAACUGCGUCAGGAACGAACAAAUGAUCAAUCAAUUCUCAGCCAGUGCAAUUUUGAGAUAAUUGAAAAGUAUGCAAGUUCGUCGAGCGACAAUGAUGGGGAAGGAGAAGAGGAGGAAAAUGUAGCCUGUCGAGGAGACGAUAAGAAUUGGCCAAGGGAACAGAGAAACUGUAGAAACAACCAAACUAGCCAAAGUGUGAUGGAGAAUCCACUGAUGUGCAUUGGUCAAACAAACGACAACCUGAAGGUAAGCUUUCCACCAGCCCUACACAGAAGCAAGCUGAAUUUGCAAAAAGACGAGAUAGGGGAAAAACUGGACCUGAGGAAAAUUUAUGAAGAGAGUUGUGGUGAUAUGAAGAAAAAAAAAGACCUAGAAGAAAAUCAUCAUGAGAAUACAAAAAGGGAAGAUAAAAAUACUGAAUUGGUCGAAAUGCGAGAAUUGAAUAAGUGCAAAAAUUCUCAAAAUGAUAAAAUUGAAGAGAAUUAUCACCACAAGAAGGAUGGGAUGCAAAAGUACAACGUGAUAUUUGAACUGAACAAAAAUGAAGUAGCAAAGCUACAGUGGACAAAUCCAGUAUAUGAUGAAGAAAUUCGAGAAAUAAAAAAUUUGCACAAAAUAAAAUUGCAUGAAGUACGAUUCGAUUUUGAAGGCAAAUUAAGAAUACAAGUAAAUGAAAAUGAACUUAAUAAAAUAACAAAUAAACAAAUCUAUAAUUAUUUUGAUGGAUUAUAUCAUCACAAUGAUGAACCAUUAAAUAGUGGGUACACAUUUACAGAACUCGUGCAUUUAUGUCAAAGCUUGUAUAACAAUCAAGUAUGUAUAUCUCUUAAAAUUAUGAAAAAUGUAUUCACAAAAGCAUAUUUAAAAGUUUCUCAUCUGAAUGAAGAAUUUAAAUCUACUCUUAAUCUCGAUACUGUUAACUUUUUGAGGAAAGACAAAUAUUCAUUUGGAUUUACAUACAAAAGGUUUUUCAAUUACCUAAACAAUGACUUAAACAUAUUCAACAAGUUAAUAUUUAUAUUAAACCAUAAUAGAAAUAAAAAUAUCGAAAUUAGUUGUCUGAAUUGUUUGGCUAGCUACACAUUCCCGAACAAUGUAUGUACAUUAAAAGAGGAAGUCAUUUUUGAUUAUUCUUCGAAGCAAAAUUCUCCAGUGCUCAAAUAUUUUUACGACUAUGAACUGUUUUCCUACUUGGACUUUUUUAGUGAUAGCAUUUUUCUUUUCGAGGGAUAUAACGUUUAUUUUUACACUACUAGGAAGAGGGAAGGAGUGGAGAGAGGAGAAAAUGGAGAGGAAAAUGGAGAGGAAAAUAGAGAAAAAAAUGGAGAAGAAAAUGGAGAAGAAAAUAGAGAAAAAAAUGGAGAAAAAAAUGGAGAAAAAAGUGGAGAAAAAAAUGGAGAAAAAAAUGGAGAAAAAAAUGGAGAAAAAAAUGGAGAGAAAAAUGGAGGAGAAAAUAACACCCCAAAUGGAGACACACAAAGGGGGGAGGAGACAGAAUACCCGAGGGACAACUGCACUGAAACGAAUAGCACAGAAUGGUCGGAUGUCACGAAAAAACUGGGAAAAAAAUGCAAAAAAUAUAUAUUAAAAGAAACAUGGAUAACUGGAGAGAUAAUUUCAGAUUUAGAAACUCUGAACAACUGUAUUGAUGAUAUGCUAGAAAUGCAUAACAUAAAUUUUAAAAUGAUUUAUUUGAAUAAUUUUGAAGGAACCAAGCAUAUGGAUAUACUCACUAAUAUCAGCACCAUUAUGGUCAAUAACUUUGGCUCAGUUGAAGUGGAAAAUAGUUGUAUAUGUCUUUUAAUAGGAUUACUAAUCAGAAAUAGAGAAGCCGUGAAUAUAUUAAAAUGUGAAAGCUUGUUAAAAAGUUUAGAAAAUAUUUAUGUGUCUAAGAUAGUAGGUAGCGAACUGAACGAGGUUAGAAAAAAAAAAGAAACGUACGAAAAGUAUAAAAAGGAAGAAAAUAGCCACAUCGAAAUAAAAUUCAUUCACAAUUUAAUAAUGUUAAUAAAGUAUACCCUUAUUUACAAUUAUGACAAAAAUUUUUUACAAAAAUUUGACAUUUUGUCAUUUUUGUUAUUCUAUAGAACUCUUCCAUUUAACAAAAAGAAUGGAGACAAAAGAAUUUCCUUUUUCCUUGCUAGCGAAAUUUUGAAAAUAUUCAGACUUCUACUCUAUUGCAACUUGUAUAUAGAGCCCGUUGAUUAUUUUCAUCAGCUGAUUAACGAUAUUCAUAAAAUAAAUACUACUGACGACCAUGUAGUGUAUAAAAAGUUUCUCUCACAAGCUUAUUUGUAUCUGACCACUUACAACAUCGUAGGAUCGAAUACCGACUUAUCAGGAUUUUUGUAUACAAAUAAAAUCAUGAACACUCUGAAAAUUCAAAUGAGUACUGUUUUUAACGUUAAUGUAGAUACUUACAAAUUAGAUGAACCAAUAUCAGGUGUGUUAAUCAAAAGGGAUGAAAAAAAAACCAAAAAAUGGAAUUUUAAUCAUUUAUGCAAUCUGGAAUUAAUUUACCAAUGUGGGAUAUACUUUUUCUCUGUCUUCUGGUUUAUAAGGAAAAAUCGUGUGCCCAAAGAAAAGUAUAUUAGUUAUGACAAUACACAGUUACUCUUAAAAAUGUUGAAACUUAUAACCCCCUUUGUAAUCGAGCAGUUAAACUAUUUAUUAGAAGCUUAUGCAGAGAUGGAGAAUCAAGAGGAUACGUGUGAUAUGAAUAUAAUUAAAAAGAUAAUUCAUCAGAUGAAUAGUUCUCCUAUUCCCUUCAACUACAUUAUUUACAAAAAUGAAAUCGAUUUGCAUUUCUUCUUUGUUAUUUAUCUCCAAAUUAUUAAUAUUAUUUUGCUUAUCGUCUUAGAGCUACAUUUUUUUUUUUUUUCAUCCGAUAAACAUAACGAUAUAGUAGUAAAUUCACUUAAACACAUUUCGGAAGAUAUUACACAAUUUGAACAAGAAACGCUAAUACAUUUUAAAAAAAAUAUUUUUCAUGUGGAAAAUGUGUUAGAUUCGUAUAACAUCUUCUUACCCCUUUCAUACCUUUUUUACAACAUUCAUACACUUUCAAAUGUUCGUUAUAGUAUAUCCACUCUCACCAAUCAAUCGGACAAUGAAAAUGUGGACAGGCUGCUCUAUUCAAUCAGCUUAUGUUCAUCUGUAUCAUUAACUUACAUCUGUUUGAAGAAAAUUUUUGUCAAUCCGGUUGUUGGUACCAUGUGUGGGGUUGAAGAAAAGGAGCCAAAAGCUCUUUUAUCGGAGAAUUUUGAACAGUUUGGAAACAUUUCAAGUAGAGAAAAAGAUAAUUAUACACAUGAAAAAGAGAGAAAAGAAUUAGAUACUUACCUCGUAAAAAUGAAUAAACAUGAUGAGAAAAUAAGUAAAGAAACAUCUCCAAAUAGUUAUGACCACAUUAACAUUCCGAAACACAUCAUACUAUUUCUAAGGAAGUACAUGCAGGGAAAAUCCAUGCUAUACCAUAGCAAGAAAAAUAUCCUUUUUCUACUUCUUAAGAAUGUGUUCAAGGAAUGCAAUCAUCCAAUGGAUGAUAAAAUAGGAGAAAAAAGAGAUAGAGGAAGAAAUAACUUGGAAGAAGCUAACAAUCAAAGUUCUCACAGUGAAGCUGUCAAUGUUGGUUUGACUGAUGAGGAAGAGACAUAUAUUUCCCAUGUACUAAAAUUUUUAUUGAAUAGACACAUUAUCUAUUUUGUCAGAAAACACAUAACAGUAUCAACAUUUCUUAAAUUUUUCAUUCAACUUUUUAUCAUAAAUGAGUGCAAAUCCAUUGGGGAUUCCCUGAGUGAGAAGAAAGAUAUUUAUACAGAUCUGCUACUCAUAGUACAAGAGUACAUAUUUAAACCAAUAUCAUGUUCGGCUAAUAAUGGGGAAAUAGAAAACUCCUCAUCUGCAGAAGAAAUCCCAUGUGUGCAUCAUAUUUAUAACAUUAUAAGCGAUUUUCAAAGGGACGAAAUUGGAGAUGAUAAGGAAAGAGAAAAGAAAGAGAAUGGUGAUAGUAGGAUUGGUGUUGACAGAUACAACUACCUACUCAGCCAACAUGUUACACGCAUUUUGGAAAAAAAUAAAAGAAACAUAAAAUCGUGUAUUGAACAAAAAAAAAUACAAAUUAAUUCCAAAUUAUCCGUUAUGAUUUUUGAAAAAAUUAUUGAAUCAUUUAAAAUGGCAUAUUUUUUUAAUCCUCUAAUAUUAUCAAUUUUAUUUUUUUUUUCAUCUAUAUCAUUUCCAGUGGAGUGUCGAAAUGUAUUCUACAGUGAUAGAGAUUUAUUAAAGAUUUUAUCAAAAAAUGUAUUUAUUUGUUUCUCUCCUGACAGUAAGAAUUAUGUUGUUUUCACGACAUCUACUUAUUAUGGAAAGGCAGAAAACAAUUACCUAAUUGACUUGACUGCACUUUUCCCCUCCAUUUUUUCCUUCAUAUUGGACAAAUCAGGUGCACUGUGUUUUCCCCACAACAUGCACGAUUAUUUCAGGGGCCUUCAAUCGGAAUACCCUUACCCGAUGGAUAACUCGUUUUCAUUAAUACGUCCCACCCCCCAAUGUAUCUGGUGUAUUGCAAAAUAG